GGAUAAAGAACUAAUGACAUUAAUGUUGUUUCAAAGUAACAUCGGAAAAACUAAAUUUGUUAUUAAAUUUUUUUUUUAUUUUAAAUAAUAUAUAAUAAUUAUAUUAUCGUGUCAACUAUUUCUGUUACCGCUCACGUGUGUGUAGGGAAUUGUGGAAGUGACGUCACGCUCGACAGUUCCCCACCAGUCAGGGAAAAUUUCCCUGCGUCAGUUGUCCCUACGCUCUUGUCGUGUGUACGCGUGUUCGCUGGCUAACGACACCAUUUUAGCAUUUUUAAUGUCGCUUUCUCUCGUAGAUGGAAUGUAUUAUGGUGAAUUAAAGUAACUCGUUUUGUUAAUAUCGAUGAGUGCCUGCGUAUUUCUUAAUAAAGUUGUUCUUAAACGAAGCAAAUAGCCGGAAAUAAAAAAUCGUUCGUAACUUUUAAACGGUUGAUCGAAUUUAUUCAACAAUUCAACAUUUCAUAUUAAAAUGACAUUAGAAGAAGAUUCUACUAAUGAAGAAAACAACAGUUUUGUUUAUAAAAAUAUUGAAGAAGUUACUUUAAGAUGUAAUAAUCCAAUUAAAAAGAAUGAUAUUAUUGAACAGUUUUUAAAAUUACAGAUAUCUGAUGAAUCCCAAAAUAAUAAUAAUAAUUCAUACUUAAUAAACAAAAAGGAAGAAAAUAGAAAGCAUAUUAAAACUUCUUCUGAGAGUAAAAAUGUAGUUGAGAGAGAAGUAUAUAUUAAGGAAGAAAGAAGACUUCCUACUCAUCUUAAUAAUAAAAAAUCUGAUGGUAAAAAUGAAGUAACAGAAAGAGAUUCAGAUGAAGAAACAGAAUCAUCUUCAUUGGAAAUAUUAGAAAGAGGACCAGUAAGAAAUACUUCAUCUUCUAGAGUAUCUGUAUAUGAUAUAUCAAAGAGAAAUUCCAAAAGGCAUGAAGUUACUUACACAGGAUUAUCACAGAAUAAGAUAAUUGCAAACACAAAUUCAAACAUAUUAACAAACUGUGAAGAUGAAUUUUUUUCAAAUUUAUUUUCAACAAUUAAUACAGAUGAUCUUAUCAGUUUAACUGAUGAAAUUGAUUCUUUCAAUUUGCUUGAACAAAAUAAUAUAAAAAAUAAUGAAAUAAACCAUAAAGAAGUAAAAGAGAUAAAAAUAAAAGAAAUUUGUGAAUAUCUUAAAAGUGAAAAUUUCACUGAAACACCCCAAUUAACACGUAUAAUUUCUGAAUUAGGAUCGCAUGGUUUUAGUAAAAAUGAAUUUACUAAAGAUAGUGAAGUAUCACCUGUUGGAAAUGUAACAGUUCAGUCUCAAUUUUCAAUGCCAUCUUCACCUCAACAGGCCUCAACACCCCCACAAAUGGCUGUUAUUCCUGACAUAUCACAGAAUGCAACAAUGCCUAUAAAUUAUGAAUUAGCUAAAACGGUUGAGUCUCAGCAUCUUACUAUUGUUACUCCAGUUUCAACACCACUAUCCAUUGGAUUGUGUACAAUGAUUUUAAAUGAUGAUAAAAAACCAAAUAUAACUUCAAAACAGAGGAAAAUUUUACCUAAAGUUCAAAGUUAUUCAGAAGAUUCACAACAAAGCUCAAUCAUUACGAAUACUAAAAAGAAACAAUCAAGGAUGCCCUCUGAUAAUAGGACAGUUCAAGAAUAUUUAGGCUCUAAGAUUCCAUCAAGUGAAAAAAAAGAUUUUAUGAAAAACUUUAUGAAUAACAUAAAAGACAUUGAAGAGAUAGUAAAACCAAUUGACAGUGAUGGAAAAACGAUAUUGCACAUAUUUGUUUUGAAUCAAGACAUUAACAAAACAUAUUUACUUGUUGAACAAAUAAAGUCAAAUAUAAAAUCACACAAAUCAUGUGGCAGAAGGUUGAAAGAUUAUAUCAAUAUUAGAGACAAUAAUGGAUACACUCCAUUAUUUUAUGCUGUCAGAAAUAAUUAUAAAAUUUUGACAGCAUAUCUUCGAGAGUGUGGUGGUGAUUCAUAUCUUGCUGAUUACAUUCAGAAAAAUACACCAUUUCAUAUUGCUACUUUGCACGGCAAUAAAGCUUUGACUGUAAUGGGAUUAUUAUGCCAUCCAACAAAUGAUAAUGUUGAUAUAACUAAUGCACACGGCCAAACAGUGCUGCAUGCAGCAUUGCAUGAAAAACAAAUAGACAAUCCAGAAAGAAAUGAACUUAUUAAGUUUUUAUUGAAGAAAAAACAUAAAGUUAGCAGUCAGGAUAAAUUAGGAAAGACUGUAUUGCAUUAUGCUGUUAAAUAUUGUGCCAAAACAGAUAAAUUUGACAUACUGGAGAUUUUAUUAACUGAAGGAUGUGAUAGCAGCAUUGCAAAAUUAAUACAAGACAAUAGAGGGAAAACUAUACUUCAUGAAGCAGCAUUACAAAAUCAUAUGCCUAUUGAACGUCAAAAGGAAUUGAUUAAUUUUUUGAUUGUUCAUUGUUCUGAAUUGCUAGAAGUGAAAACUAAAGAUGGAAAAUUACCUUAUCAACUAGUAACACCUGACAGAUUAUUGGUAAAAAAUGAACUUCAGUGUAAGUGGGAUAACAACUGUGGUUACGUCAAAAUAUAAAGAAUUUUAAACAAUUAAGCAUUCUAUAUAUGAUUGAUUUUUCCCCUCUUCUUCUUAUAUAUAUUUUAGAAGAAGAAAAUAUUUUGAUUUGAUAAAUAAAUAUAAAUGAAGUAUAUCAUUUAAAUUAAUAUAUUCAAAUGAAAUAUAUCAUUUU
Messenger RNA from Centruroides sculpturatus (bark scorpion), 2705 nucleotides. RefSeq lists its product as uncharacterized. The record is from RefSeq and is a predicted model, not a curated record. The transcript has 9 exons. Gene Ontology annotation, cellular component: ciliary inversin compartment. Gene Ontology annotation, molecular function: protein binding. Gene Ontology annotation, biological process: protein localization to ciliary inversin compartment. The coding region runs from base 470 to 2551 and encodes 693 amino acids. Lineage: Eukaryota; Metazoa; Arthropoda; Arachnida; Scorpiones; Buthidae.